Hyalella azteca is the source of this 1048-nucleotide messenger RNA. Its product is annotated as trypsin-1. Gene Ontology annotation, biological process: proteolysis. The record is from RefSeq and is a predicted model, not a curated record. The coding region runs from base 144 to 371 and encodes 75 amino acids. NCBI's taxonomy places the organism in Eukaryota, Metazoa, Arthropoda, Malacostraca, Amphipoda, Hyalellidae. The transcript is spliced from 4 exons. Gene Ontology annotation, molecular function: serine-type endopeptidase activity.
GUGAGACCGCCUACAUCGCUGGAUGGGGCACAACAAGCGAGGGCGAUCAGCGCGGCAGCGACGUUCCUCUAGCCGCGGUCGUUCGUAUCCUCGGACCUCGCGAAUGUCAGCUCAAGUUUUUGAAGUACGCCAUCACUGAGAAUAUGAUUUGUGCUGACGGCAGAGGAGCUGACACCUGUCAGAACGACAGCGGAGGACCCCUGAUGGCUCGGUAUAAAGGAUCACGCCACGUGCUGGCUGGCAUCGUCUCUUGGGGUAUUGGAUGCGCCAGACCAAACUAUCCAGGCGUCUAUACACGAGUCAGCAAUUAUUUCCAAUGGAUCCAAGAUAACACGAGAGGAGCUAGAACCUGCCCUCCUCCUGGCCGCUAGCGACGCACUGAGACAACUGUAGCGCGCAACUGCGUAUUAAUAUAGAAUAUUUCCAACACGAGUGUGCAGCAGACCCCGCUCGACAUUAGGGACAUUUAGAUUGUAUAAUUUAAGUAAUAUAAUAGGGGGUUCUAAUUGAAUAUGUCACCUACCCUAGCUAGCUAAUACAUGUAUGAGAAUAAAUACUUAUUGCGUUGUGAAAUGCAGGCAUUGGGUUCAAAUAAGUAACUAAAAUCUUGGCUCAAUUAUCCGUAGGUUUUAGUGAAUAUUGAUGUCAUCAGUAAUAACUCUGGAUGAAUAGAUUUUACUUAUUAAAUAUAUUUAUGUAAACUUUGAAAGCCGUUAAAAUCGUAUAUAUUAAAAGGUACUUACAAGUUGUAUCUGUAUAAUGUUAUAAGUGCUAUUUUCGGCCUAUAUCAAGAUCUAUCUUAGAGAUCAUUUGUAACUUACCGAUUUCAACGUGUCAGAGAACAGAGAUCUUCAUCGCAAUCAAUUAUUUGAAUUACUUUCGGUUCGAACUCCCAAACAGAGGGAUCAACCGCGAGAAAUUGAUACACACUUUUGUCCUGCAUGCGUAAGAAGAACUAUUUAGCGAUAGCCCAUGAGUUAAAUUUAGAAGAAAGCAACCAAUUUUUGUAAAUAUUUCGUUAAAGUAAUUUUAAUUAAGAUUCUGACCA